UUCAGACAUCAUCUGACAUGGACUUACAUGAGAUAAAAUGAUGGACAAGGAAUGCUCAGAUUUUUUGAUGCCAUGUCUAUUUUUUCUUUCUUUUUACUCAUUUAUUAAACAGUUCAACUAUUGUCAAAGUUGGAAAACAUUUUGGCAUUAAAACAUGAGUUCAGAUUUUUUAGAUUUUAUUACUUUGGAUUAAUAAAGUAUUUUUUAUUCAUGCAUACGGAAUUUUUUCCCCUUAACAUUGUUAUGAAAAGUGCUAAAUAACAUGCGUAUGUUUAUGUUUGUGCAAAUCUCAGGUUAAGUAUAAAGCGUUUUGCAUUACAGAGACAUGUCUGCUGCUUUUGGUAUUUCCAUCAAACCAAAGAGGAAUGUAACAAGCAGCUGUUGGGAGCACAGACUGAACAAGACAACAGCAGCAGUGUGAAAAAAGGAAACCUCAUUUGAGUUUUAAUCACCUUUUUCUGUUACAUGAAGAUUUCCAAUGCGAUGGAAGUAAAACAGUUUUAUUUACUGCUGAAUAUUUGGGAAGUUUGAAAAUUAUUAAGCAGAAUGUGAGUUGGUCGUGACACUCGUCAUUCAUAAGAUUCAGUAGUUUGUUGGUACAAGACUAGGAGGGGCUCUCCUCCUCAGUCUUGCACCUCGUGCUGAGAGAGAUUCAGUUGCAGUGUCACCCCACACCGUCCAGUCUACCAGGAAGCAGCCCCUGACUGUGCGAUUGGCAGCGGCAUCAGGAGUAGCAGUCUGUCAGCCACAAUGUUUUCUUUUUUUCUGGCUGGGGAGAGGUGAUGGAUCUGCGCUUCGAUCCCGGAAUGGACACUUCAGAGCCCGGCGUGUUUGUACUUGUAGGUACGCUCGGUGGUAGUGAGCACCAUCCAUCCAGCCACGGUGCGCAUGGGUUUCACUGACUCCAAUUUCUACCACACAUCCCUGCUGGACAAUGAUUGUGUGUGCAGCUGUGGGUUUCCGUGUUCUUGUGCUUUGAUAAAUGACUAUUUAUCACCCCCCCCUUUUUACCAUAUUUACUGACAGAAGAUCAUUUAAUUGUUGGCAGCAGCACGCAUCGCCUACCCAUCCAUCCAUCUAGGUAUCUAGGCUUUAUAAUCUGUCACAUGUAGGCUCGAUUCCAUUUUUCCGUUUGCAUUUACCAGAAUUUCCACCAUCAGUAUAGACCAGGUCAGAAAUGCCCCUUCAGUGUUGGUAGCUCACAUCCUUCCAGUUUUCAUAAAAAUCGUCGGGAUCUCGGUGAAUCGAGAUGGAGAACUGGAGCCGGACAGCAACCGUUGGGGAUGGUGCAGUAAAUUUCACAGCAGCCCACCUCUUGCUGGAUCUCCUGAACGCUUCGAGCCCGUCCACCCGGUGGGACAGCAGCCCCCCUGCAGAGGGUAGCAGACCGGACGAGCAGCAGCGCCUCAGCCGAGAGCAAGCCUACCGGGACUUCACCACAACCGUUCAGGUUUUCAUCCUCAUAGGUUCCCUGCUCGGUGUUCCUGAAGUGCCAGGUAAUGCCACUGUGUUGUGGUGUACAUGCUGCACGAGCGUCUUUAAGUCUGUGACCAAUCGAUUCAUCAAGAACCUGGCCUGCUCUGGUAUCUGUGCCAGUCUGGUGUGCGUACCCUUCGACGUGGCCCUCGGAGCCAGCCCACGCUGCUGCCUGUGGCUUCACACGCUUCUGUUCUGCAAGGCCCUUAAAUUCCUCCAUAAGCUCUUCUGCUCCGUCACCGUGCUCAGCUUCAGCGCCAUUGCACUUGACAGAUAUUACUCGGUGCUGUUCCCAUUAGAGAGGAAAAUCUCUGAUGCAAGAUCUCGAGAUCUGGUCAUCUACAUCUGGGUCCACGCAGCUGUUGCCAGCCUCCCUGUGUUUGCUGUGACCAAUGUGACGGAUGUCUACGUUACCUCAUCCUGCUCCGAUGACCAUGCCCUCUCCCUGGGUCACAUGGUGUAUGUGUUGAUUUACAACGUCACCACUGUGAUCCUUCCCUUGGCCCUGGUCUUCCUCUUCAUGCUUCUGAUCCGCCGAGCGCUCAGUGCCAGCCAGAAAAAGAAGGUGAUCAUUGCUGCACUGCGGACGCCACAGAAUAGCAUCUCCAUCCCGUACGUGUCCCAAAGAGAAGCUGAGCUGCACGCCACCCUGCUAGCUGCUGUGUUGGCUUUUUCAGCCUGCAGCACCCCCUAUGGGGCUUUGGUGGUCUAUCGUACCAUUUUGGCAGACACUCAAGAUCUGCCUGUCUCACUGUAUCUCACUGCCCUCUGGCUCCCAAAGGUGUCCCUGUUCACCAACCCUCUACUGUUUCUCACCAUUAACCGUUCAGCACGUCACAGCUGGCUGGACCUGCUAGCCAGGAUCCACAGACGUUACAGUCGCCGUAACGUGGUUAGUACUGGGGGUCUGGUUUCUUUAGGGGCAGAGGGUGCAAUUGGGGAGCCAGUGGGGCUGGAAACAGCUGGUCGAUCUGGGAGCCAGCUCCUAGAGAUGUUUAACAUUGGCCAGCAGCAGAUCUUCAGACCCUCUGAGGAGGAAGAAGAGGAGGAUGUGGAGAAUGAGAAUGAGAUCCCCUCUCAAGGGCCCAAAGAGGACCAGAAGGGUAGAUCAAGACUUGGGAGCCUUAGAGGUGAUGUGAAUACAAAAAAAGAGCCUGAAAGAGGGCUUGUCAUCACCAAGGAAGUCCCUCCUGCAAUCAUAGCACCCCGUGCAUCUCCGGUUCACACAUGUGCUUAUGCCUCCUCAUCACAGGUGGCACCUGCGACACCGACUGACGCAGAAGACUCCCCACAGUUUGGUUUUGGACCAUUUGAACUGCCUCCUCAGUGGUUACCUGAGACCAGGAACAGCAAGAAGAGGCUGCUGCCUCCACUGGGUAACACACCUGAGGAGCUGAUCCAAACCAAACUACCGAGGCCGCGGCCCGAACGCCGGAUUAGCAGGAACAACAAGGUUAGCACAAUCCCCACCGUAGACCCGUGAUCUACUCUACUGGCCUCUGAACUGCUCACUGUAAACAAAUCAGUGCAUUGUAUCCCUCUUGGAUCAGCAGGCCUGGUAAGAUUAAGAUCUAGGGUUUGUUACAACUAUAGAAGUUUAGAUUUUCCAUGGACCUAAGCUAACAUCGGUUACCUAAGGUAUUCCAUUUUUAUACAAGAGAAAAAUCAAUUUGCUUUCAAAUAUUUAUAAUGUGAGAAGCACAUUUGUUUAACUUCAUCGCUGAUUUGACUGACCCAGUUUUAUAAAAGAGGAAUUCUGCAGUGGCUUCAUGACUGAACAAGUAAGUAUCUUUAAGGAUCCCUUGUUAAAAAAAAACAUAACAAAAUCAGACUCUUUCAAAGGGAUGCACUAAUUAAAUAUAUUCCCACUGCAAAUAAUCAAGUGAGAUUACUGGACCUCUGAACAAAACAUCAUGUGAGAUGAAUAUGCUGUGACUGGACUCUGUAUAUGACCGCAUCUCAGUUCUUUCACUUAUCCCUACAUGGGACUAUUUUUAAUAACCAAGUUUUACUUAAAUAUUUGAGAUUUGAUGCCUUGUCUCCCACUUACAUUCCUUUUUUUUAAAUAUUCACAUCCUUUCUAGUGUAUAGAUGUUGUUUGUACUGUAAGUGUAAAUUUUGAAUGCAAAUGUACAUCAUGCAAAUACAUGCUUAAAAUGAGUUUAACUGGUUUUGCUUUGUUUUCUGGAACUAAAAAUGCAUCAUUUCCUGACCAUCAUUUGCUCAUUCAGAUAACUUGAAAAUAAAACGAGAAAGAGUGGCGAUGCAAAAGCAGUAGAAGCUUUUGUUUAAAUCCCUCUGACUGACA
Molecule: messenger RNA, 3784 nt
Organism: Melanotaenia boesemani (Boeseman's rainbowfish)
Lineage: Eukaryota; Metazoa; Chordata; Actinopteri; Atheriniformes; Melanotaeniidae
Gene: gpr176
Product: G protein-coupled receptor 176
Exons: 4
Coding region: 1250-2959 (569 amino acids)
Biological process (GO): G protein-coupled receptor signaling pathway
Cellular component (GO): plasma membrane
Molecular function (GO): G protein-coupled receptor activity
Source: RefSeq, a predicted model, not a curated record